AAUAUUUAACAUUCGCCUCGCCUCUUUCAUGAUGGCGAAGACUAUGGAAUACCAAGACCCAGAGAUUAUUCAGGAUAUCAACGAUAUCUUUGAAGAACAUUGGGAUCCUUUAAAAAAGAGGGUUAUAACGGAGUGUGCUUUUCGUCUUCUUUCCGGAAUCAAACCACCGAAAAACCCUCAAUUGCUUGAGGAUUGCUUGAAGCUCAGGAUAUCCAAUCCAACAUACAAGUAUCGAAAAGAUCUAAUGAAACACUUUCUUGCGACUACAACUAAGGAUUUAAAGGAUGAUCAAUUUUUUGAGGAGUUGGAGGUUUUUAUCGAUGAGCGAUCAAAUUGUACACCAAUAGAUGAAUUGAGGACCUUGUUUAGAGAGCCGCCUUCGCAUUGUCUGCCGAGAUUUACUGCUUCAGUUGUGCGAAGAACAAAUCCUUCGGAUCGCCCUCAUCAAAAAAGAUAUGCCGGCGCUGUCUGCAUCAAAACUGGUGAGGAAGUAGGCUUGGAAAUGGAGACGACAGGGGCUCAAUCAAAAGUCGCCUUGAAGAUUGGUGAUCUCAUUGAAGUUACCAGGAGACAUGAUAGUGGUGUUUAUGACUACGAAAUUGUCAGUUGCUAUGCCAUAUCCCCUGAGGAAAUUACAUAUUUCCUAGAUCAUAUCCUUGGUGUUGAUGACCAUGCACCAUCCAGUUGUUCAGCAAUAUGGGAUGCCAUCCUGUAUAAUGAUGUUCUUGCAAUGGAGAAUGUUGUGAGGAUCAUGAAAGUGCUAGAAAAGAUCAAGUUGAAAGCUCUUCCUGGUUCACAAACCAUUGACACUAUAUGGGAAAAGAUAGCAGCAUCAAAAUUCAUCGAUUUUCAUCUAAUGGGUGCUAUAAAACAUGAAACAUUGUCAAGUGAGGAAGUUGAACUUGUGAAAAGCUUCUUGAAAAGUUUCGUUAAAGCCUGUCCCAACUGGAUGUUAAAGAUAACUCCAGUUUUGAAAGAGCUAUCAUCCAGCUGCAACCCUGAAUUCUUAAUCAAUCUGAUGGAAACAGUCGCUCCCAGUAUUCCUGAUGCAAAGGAAUUACCAUGGCAACAGCAGCCUCUAAUCCUGACAACUUCUGAGCUGAAAGCAACAAGUACAGAAUCCUUUCCUGUGAUUAAAGUAAAAGACAACAAAAAUAGUGAUUACAAGUAUGAAUCUGCAAAUGAAUAUCUUAAAACCAACUUUUGCUUGAUGAGAGGGGAAUGCUUCCACAAGCUGAAGAAUGGCAUAAGAGCAUUUCUUAAUAAUGGUUCCUUUGACUCCAAAGACAUUAUGAUGUAUGAAAUAACUCUGGACAGCCUUGAUACCAGCUUCAAAAAUACCACCAUUCCUGGUCUUUCAAUUAAACUGAAGUACAAACAGCUUGUUGAAGACGAGGAAGAGGAAACAGUAGAUAGCUGGCUGCUUCAUGGUAACCUCCUCUACAUAUCCCUUGACGCAACAUUUCAGAACCCAAUUUGGGCAGUCGUGUCCCAAGUUGAGAAGAAAGAUAGUGUGGUGACUGUGAAACUGUGCGGAAAUAACAAGAACUAUUUUUCGGAUGCCAAGGUGAUAAGUAGACUUCAGGAGCUAACUGAGCAAGGAACACCUGGUGUUAUGGUAGAAAGCGCUACCUUCUUCAGGGCGUAUGGGCCAUCACUGGAUGUCCUCAGAAAAAAAGAAACGGUUGCAUUCAAAGAUUACCUUGUGGAUGUCACACGUACAACAAAGCCGCCACCAUACAUAGCCGAUCUCAAGAAGUCUCCAGAUUGGUCCGUCCUUUUCAAGAAUGUGGAGCAGCGCUCGACUGCAGACAAAGAAGAGAGUUAUUCGGUGCUGGAAGAUUUCAAAAGACAUCGAGACAAAUUCGAAUCUUUCCUGGAUGAGACGCAGCUGGAGGCUGUUGAGCGUGUGCUUAGCAGUGAGCUGGCAUUGAUCCAGGGUCCGCCUGGCACCGGCAAGUCGUACGUGGGUGUUGCUCUGGUAAAGCUGCUUCUUAGUAUGGAGCUCACAGGGCCAAUAUUGGUUGUGACGUACAAGAACUUGGCUCUAGACCACUUUUUGGAAUCAUGCUGUAAAGAGAUUCCCGAAUUUCAGGAGCCAGGUCCAGGUUUGAUCCGUGUUGGCAAGGGAGCCUCCGAGAGCCUUGCAGAAUACAAACUUGGGAAGGUUGCUGAGGGAAAAAUGAAGUCGAGUUGUUACAAGCAAAAGAAGAUACUCACCAAGGAACUCUGUGAGCUUGAGAUAAAACUACGGAAAGCAUUUCGCCAGUUGAAAGAGGGGAGUAUUUUCAGUCCCAUGACGUUCGUAAAGGAAGCAGAUGAUAAGCAUAUCAAAUCCUUGGUUGAGGAACAAGUGGACAUGAAGAAGUUAGAGAAGUUGCUCGAACAGAGAAACCGUUUUGACAACAAAAUGGCAUUAGAGGAGUUGGUAAGGAUUGUGGAGCCUAAAUUACAACAAUGGAUGCCUGGGUCAAAGGAGAUUAACGAGCUGUUCAAGGCCUGUGCCUCUGACUUAGGAAAGCUAAUAAGGCCUAAAUCUGAUGUUGGCGAAGACACCGACGAUAUUAGCAAUAGUUUGGUUUUGGAGCCAUCUCAUGAAAACAUGGAGAGACAAGCAGCAGAAGAUGCAGCAGAGGAUGCAGCAGAAGAUACGAUAGGAGAUACUCCUAUAGAAAAUGAGGAAAAGAGUGAAAUUUGUGAAGAAGCGACUCGACAAUUACCACCCAUCCCUCCCGAACGUUUUGGAGCCCAUUUCAGAAGCAUUUUGAAUGCUGGAAACAUCUGGGAACUUGGACAAGAAGAAAAGAUCCAACUGAUGUACGCCUUACAUUACAAACAUUACCGGCAAAUUAGUGAAGACUUUGAGACGCUUGUUAAUAUAUUCACACAGAAAAAGCACGAGAGACAAGAGUUGUUGGAUAGACAUCACAUCGACGUGUUGAGAGAAGCCAAAGUAAUCGGUAUGACCGUGACAGGAGCCGCUAUCAGAGCAGAAUGGCUAGAGCUAAUUCGUCCGUGUGUAAUGAUUGUUGAGGAGGCUGCAGAAAUCCUUGAACCUCAGCUUGUAUCCGUGAUCCCAUCAUGCACUCAGCACCUGAUCAUGAUUGGCGACCAUCAACAGCUGCGUCCACAGGUCCACUUUAUCAAGCUUCGCCUCAAACACAACCUUGACGUGUCCAUGUUUGAGAGGCUUAUCAAGGGAGAGAUACCGUACACGCAGUUAAAGUAUCAAGGCCGUAUGAGGGACGAGUUUGCAGAUCUCUUGAGAGAGCUCGGUAUCUACGAAGACCUGAGGACAAGGACGGAGCUUGUAGAUAAAAACUCCCCUCUAGAUUGCAUGGAGAAGACGAUGUUCUUCAUCAAUCAUACCCGCAAAGAGUCCACCAGAAAGACUUCGCACAGCUACAAGAAUGACUUCGAGGCGGAGCAGAUAGUGGAAACAGCCAAGUUCCUCAUACAGAAUGGUGUCAAACCGGAGGAAAUAACCAUCCUUUGCUCCUACCGGGGGCAGGUGUCUAACAUCAAAAGUCGUUUGAACCCCAUCGAGAAUGAGGAACGAAUAGACAUCGAGAUCACCACAAUCGACUCAUUUCAGGGUCGUGAAAACGAAAUCAUUCUUCUUUCCCUUGUGCGUAGCAGUCCAGAAAAAGAAGCAAAGAUCGGAUACCUCUCUUCGAGGAAUCGUUUGUGCGUUGCUAUUUCGCGAGCUCGGCGGGGCAUGUACAUUUUUGGAAAUGCGUCUCUUUUCUGCAGGAAGUCAAGACGUAACUGGGAAAAAGUGAUAGAGAAGAUGAGAAAAAAUAACAGUUAUGGAAAAGAAAUUCCCAAAAAGAGACGUGAUGGCACUGCCAUGGCCGAUGGACCGCCAGCAGAUAGCAUCACCGGCCCGACAGCCUCAACUGUCUACAACACCCACAUCCACCACGCAGAAACGGUUAUUGUUGGUGAAAAAAAUGUUGCCAUCGGCAAAGAAGGUGCCUCUGUCCAAAUCCCUGAAGCCCAGAAUCAAAUUGAUCCCCAGAUCCCUCCCGCACAGGAAACCGGCCAGCAUUGUGUUACAGUCGACCCUACAUCUCUUCCGGCGCCAGUCCAAGAGGAGAACUCAAAGCCGAAGUCUGCAGGAGGAGACCUCAAGGGCGACAAGGAUUCAAGUCCCCAAAUCCAGGAGACGAGAUCUCAUCUAUCUUUGCCGGUCGAAGAAGAGUUGAUUGUACCAACUCAACUCUCAGUCGAGGAAGAAUGCAAGGAGACAAAACUUUCUCUUCCUUUGCCGGUCGAGGAAGAAUGUAAGAAGCAGGAAAAUUUCCCAAUUGAAGAACGAAGUAAAAAAUAGUGCUCAAUAUGCCAAGCUUCCAAGAGACCCAUACAGAAAGCGUGUACAUCAACCAUUCUUGCCUAAUUCCAUUUACGAAAUAAUCUUUUUUUUAAUUAAUUGUAUCUUUUUUUCUUAUUCGACUAGUGAAAAUUUUAUGGAAUCUAUAGAAUUUCUUGCGCACUAGCGCAAAUAAGAAAUUAACUCAAUCAUAAGCAGAAGGGUACCAAGUAAUUAAAGGUUAGAAUGAUUGGGCAGGCCUUAAUCAUCAUUUAUUCUUGUGGAUGGAGGAGAACUUGUCACAUACAUCAGGGGUCUAAAAGAAAAGACAGACCGUCGGUUCACCGCUGUUCAGAUAUUCUUUAACCCUAACUGAUCAAAUUUGACGAGUCAUUGGCAUGCGAAUACCCCUCAACGUUCCCGACAAAGAAAUUUCGAUAUUUUUCAUAGGACAUGCCCCAUAUCUUCCAGGAAUGUGUCCGUGUUACGACAUCGUAUUAGACCACCAAGACACGACAAAAAAAAAAUAGAGAAAAAUAGUUUUUUAGCACCAAUUUGUAGGAAUAAAUUAGAUAAAGAAGUGUAGUUAUACCCA
Nematostella vectensis (starlet sea anemone) is the source of this 4907-nucleotide messenger RNA. Its product is annotated as NFX1-type zinc finger-containing protein 1. The record is from RefSeq and is a predicted model, not a curated record. Gene Ontology annotation, biological process: regulatory ncRNA-mediated heterochromatin formation. Gene Ontology annotation, molecular function: helicase activity. The transcript is spliced from 27 exons. Bases 29 to 4333 code for a protein of 1434 amino acids. NCBI's taxonomy places the organism in Eukaryota, Metazoa, Cnidaria, Anthozoa, Actiniaria, Edwardsiidae. Gene Ontology annotation, cellular component: nuclear RNA-directed RNA polymerase complex.